AUGACGCGUCGAAUCCUAGCAGUUUUAGCGGCUCUAAGCUCUACUUCUAGUACCUCUGCCUCAUCAUUUACGUCAUCUCUGGAUCCUUUAUACGUAGUUCAACUUCGUGCAACCCGUGAUGGCUUUCCUUCGAUCAAAGACGGCACCCCUAAGCGGUCUCAACUCAUUACGACCGAAUCUGGCCAAACAUUUGAGUGUUUGCUCCCACCUCUUCCUCUUUCUAAGCAGGUGACGGAGGAUAUAGAGGCAUCCGACCCGCUACUUGUUAAAGAGGGCGUUGAAAAGCAGCAAACUGCCGCUUUCUUGGCGUUUGGACGAGCCGCAGUAAAGAGAGUGCGACCCCAAUGCAUCCAAUACAUGGACACGGAGAGCGUGUGGCUCUACGAAGUCUGCGUGGGCAUUUCAAUCCGUCGUUCGGUGCUUCAACAGGCAGAAGUGCAAGUUGAAGCAAUAGGAGCAACGUCAAAUGUGGCACAAAUUGCUGGACACGAAGAAGAACGACUUGGCGCUUUUGUGACAGAAUCAAGUCGCCCUGCCCUCAUUUACGACGAGUUUGUCACGUCCGAGAUGCAGGAUCGAGUCAAAAAUCACCAUAAACCGCUGUAUACGCAGACUUUUGGUGAUGAUAAGCAGCAAAUUUACGUGCAGUUCAUCUGCAGUACCACUACGCAAGACGACGCAGUGUCUGCUGUGCAAUGGCGAACAGAUGCAGCCACGGACGGUCCGCAUGAAAUCGCUGCGCUUUUAGUUGCGUCGCGAGUAUUUUGCGACCCUCUACAUUCCGACGCAGAUGAUAGCAACUUGUUUACUGUGCGUUUGUUGUUGCAGCCACUGGAGGACGCACAGAAGUGCAUCACUCGAACUGAAGGUUGGUGGACGUAUGAGUUUUGCUUCGGGAGAUCGGUGAGGCAGUACCACCGCGAUGCCGAUGGUCGAAUCACAGCCGAGUUUUCUCUAGGCAUGUUUGAUGAAGAGGGGAAUCGCGAGUUGGAGCGCAUGGGCUCAGCGUUGGUCUCGGAGUACAUUGACGCAACUCAAGACGUGCCACGCCCCGCGUACUUGGAGCUGUAUGACGACGGGACCAUCUGCAAAGAUUCAGAGAACCAUGUACCGCGCAAGGCGAAGGUUCUCUACUACUGCAGUCACGGUGGCACGAGUCACCACAUUCUGACGGUCAAGGAGACACAGACGUGCACUUAUACAGUAAAAGUAUCAUCCCCAGUGUUAUGCGACCACCCGCACUUCUAUAACGAUAAAGAGACGAGCAACCAAGCGGCAGAGAUAUUGCACUGCAUCCCGGCGGUGGAGGUUGCUGCUGCUGCAGCCGUAUAG
Peronospora farinosa is the source of this 1332-nucleotide messenger RNA. The record is from the annotation of a GenBank genome assembly. Lineage: Eukaryota; Oomycota; Peronosporomycetes; Peronosporales; Peronosporaceae.